Frankliniella occidentalis (western flower thrips) is the source of this 2880-nucleotide messenger RNA. Its product is annotated as E3 ubiquitin-protein ligase sina-like. The coding region runs from base 331 to 1347 and encodes 338 amino acids. Gene Ontology annotation, cellular component: cytoplasm. The record is from RefSeq and is a predicted model, not a curated record. Gene Ontology annotation, biological process: proteasome-mediated ubiquitin-dependent protein catabolic process; multicellular organism development. Gene Ontology annotation, molecular function: ubiquitin conjugating enzyme binding; ubiquitin protein ligase activity. The transcript has 4 exons. NCBI's taxonomy places the organism in Eukaryota, Metazoa, Arthropoda, Insecta, Thysanoptera, Thripidae.
CUUGUCUGUCUAGCAGCAAGGCUAUGGUUUGGGAUUUUGUUGAAGUUGAAACCCAAAUCGUUUUUGUCUGAUCGCUGUCACAAGCGGAACUUGGUUUAUAGUGUUCAAUCAAUCAACGAUUUGAGUUGUGAGCAUAUUUGCAGUAGCAUUAAAUACUGUUGCUAUCCGUUGCUAUCCUUCGCCAGGUUGUCACUGCAACUACAUUUGCAUGGAGCAACAUAUCUGAAGAUGGGUUAACACAUCUUUCUACAUAUAUCGAGAAAAACAGAAGUUUCGAGAACUGUUUUUAAUAGGCUCUCCCUUUACCCAGUGUCAAUAUCCUUAGUGCCAAUGAUGUCUGGAAGACAGUUAAGAAAUAGACUUGUACCAAACCCUUCUACUUCUCCAAAUUCCUCUACAUCUGGAAUUGUUGGUGGAAGACAGCUGAGGAGUAGAGUUAUACCUACAUCUCAAACUCCAUCAAACUCAAGUGGAUCUGGACCUAGAUCUGCUGUACUUCGUAAUAAUGUCAGGCAGUCUACAAGAUCCUCUACCAAUCCUGAAUCAUGUGUCUGCAAAACUCCAAACUCUAAGGUUCGAAGAAGGACUCCAGGAGGGAGAUUACCGUCCACCGGAAGUGCUAGGAUGUCUCUUGGCGUGAGCUUGAGGAGUGGUGUGGCAGGACACAGGUUACCAGAGAGAGCUGCAAACCAGAAACAGAAAAGUAACCGAAGUACUUCAGUCAAAGUUGCAAGUAAACAGGAACUUUCCAAUAAUCAAAGAAAACAAGAAGGUCCUGCUCCCAAGCCAUCUCUAGUUGUCUUUAAUUGCACUGGCACUCUAUUCUCCUGUUACGGAGAAAACCAUCAGUGUACUUUGUGCAUUUGUCCUUGCCCACUGGCAUUGGAUGGUACUUGUCAAUGGGAGGGUGCCAUAAAUGAUGUAGUGGAUCAUAUUACAAAGAACCACUGCCUGGUGGAUACAACAACAGGCCCAAAUGUCCAAAUUAAAUUAAAGAAUUGGAGGAGACCUACUGCCGCCCAAUGGGCUACAUUACAAAACUGCCUUGGUCAGUAUUUUCUUGUGCUGGUUGAGAAAAUGGAUAUCAAAAAAAGGCCACUAUUCAUGGGAACUGUGAGAGUAUUUGGUCACCAAGAUGUUGCAGAUCGGUUUGAAUUCAGGAUGACAUUGAAAACUAGUGGCAAUAUAAGCAGAACAUUCUCUUAUUCAACUGUGGUAAAACCAAUCAAUGACAAAACAGCUAUUGCCAAGAGGGAUUGUUUUGUUUUUGAUUCUUCACUAGCUGAAAAUUUUUCUGUUGAUGAAAAUCUAGAAGUUGCAUUGAGUAUAUCUGUAAUGAAAAUGUGAUUUUUAUCUAACUACCCCAGCUGUGAUAUUUAAAUCCAAACUAUUUAAGAUUUAUGCUAUAUUGUAUUGAUCAGCAUCAGGUAAAUUUGAAAACCAAUUCACAGUUACGUGAGGACCAUUCCAUUAUGGAUUUUAUCAAAAUGUGAAUGCUCACCUAGCUACUUUGUGAAGAAGUGUAUCCUUGUAUUAAUAUCUAUGAUGUCCUGUAAGUAAUUCUCUCACCAACUUUUCAGGGUUAAUUUUUCUUGCAAUGUUUCACACAGUCUCAUACAUUUGUGUUCAGGUUUAAGUUCACUUGCUCUUGUUAAUGUUUCCAACAUUUUUUUCACAUCACAUCCGUAGCCAUUGUAAGAUUUGUCACCUAUUUUUAGUUUAUUCUAUCAAUUAUUAUUGUGCAAUAUUCCUCUGUGAAGAGGUAACUGAAGACUUGAGUGGAUCCAUGUAAAAAGUUUCUGACAUGUCUGUCUACAGGUAAAUCCAAAAUGUCAGCAUAUGGGUUUGAAAUACGUACGUUUGAAAUAGCAAGUGGUUUUGAGUAAUGGGAACUGCAGCAGGAUACCAAGUUGGGUACAUUUGUAUUUCAAGAACUAAAGAUUAAAGAUUCAUUUUGAAUUUAAAUCAAAGUCUCUGUAUCAUCAUUCAUUGUACAUUUUGAAAUCUACAAAGAUUCAUAAUAUGUCUUGCAAUUUUGAAUUAUACUGGGUUUGUCAAACCACUUUUGUGGAAGUGCACAGUAGCAAGAUAAUAUUGCUGGUUCAAGAGAAUCCCAAAGGAAACACAUUUUUUCUUUCUUUUUACGUAAUUUGUGUAUAAUUUACUAUUGUUGCUGAACAUCUGUAUAUAUUUUGAGGAUUGAAACCUACUUGUUCUACAAGAAGAGUAUGCACAACAAUAUAAAUGAAUUGUAGCUGAAGGGACCGCAUACCUUUAUUUUGUUUGUAGUGAGCUUUUCACCACUGCCAGACUGUUAGUCUAGUUUAUGCAUAAUAUAGUUUGUAUUAACAAAAUGCCAUUAUAAAUUGCUUUUAUCUUUGAAAGCCUGAAACUAAGUUUUUGUUUGUCAAGUAGUUUCAUCUAGUAAUUAAUUGGUUCAUUUGGGAUGAACGCAUUCUGGAAAAAAAAAGGCCUCAGGCCUCUAGAAGUUAAACCAGACUAAACUAAAUCUUAAGAAGUUUAAAUUUAAUGUAAAACUUCUAUUUAGCCAUUAUCAAUUUAUUGUGUGUGUAAAAUUGCUGCAAUUGUUCAAAUUUUACACAGAACUUGCUUUUAUAAAAAGCUAUUUAAACUGUUUUUACAAUACCUAGUACCGGUACUCAAAAAAAUGUCCUGUAUUUUUCUAAACAUUCUAUCGGUCAUUGGUGAUAAACCAAUGAAUCCAAUUUAAACACACGAUGCUUAGUUGUUUACCUAGAAAAAGACAAGAAUUUUGUAUCCGUUGUUUUAAUGUCUGUUUUAUAAGAAUUUCGGUUAAGGAAUGGAGUGUAUGGGCAACUUUUUCUAUUUUCUUCAAUAAGAUGUUAUUUUCAAAUCAAA